Messenger RNA from Parathielavia appendiculata, 1270 nucleotides. RefSeq names its product ribosomal protein L4. Lineage: Eukaryota; Fungi; Ascomycota; Sordariomycetes; Sordariales; Chaetomiaceae. Gene Ontology annotation, biological process: translation. Gene Ontology annotation, cellular component: ribosome. The transcript has 3 exons. Gene Ontology annotation, molecular function: structural constituent of ribosome. The coding region runs from base 159 to 1118 and encodes 319 amino acids. The record is from RefSeq and is a predicted model, not a curated record.
CUUUUUUCGCCGAACAUCAACAGCGAAGCAAUCGACUCCGCCGUUUGGGGAAGGGUGAUUUUGGGACGGAAAACACGCGACAGACCUCGCGCCAUCUCGACCAGAGGUGCCUUUGCAGCACGGCACCGAUCACAACUGCUGCGCGGCCAACCGCAACUAUGGCGAGCAAGGGAAUGAAGAGCCUCAACGAGGCUUUCAGAAGCCUGAGUCUUGCCGCACAGUCAUGCCGGACACUACCCGGCCGGCAAGUUUCAGCGGCUUACAGGAGGUCAAUGGCAACAGCAAGCGACCCUCGGCCAACCAACAUCACACGAUCCGUCACCGACGCGUGGGAUCCUAUAACCAGCGUCCCCCUAACCAUCUACUCCUUCCCCUCCCUCGAACCGCGCCUCCUCGAGUCCUGGUCCACAAAGCACCUGCACCUCCCUCUCCGCCGCGACAUUCUCCAUUUGGCCGUUGUCUUCGAAGGCGAUAAGACACGGCAGGGUACCGCUUCAUCAAAAACCCGCUACGAGGUUCAUGGCUCGCACCGCAAGCUCCGCCCGCAAAAAGGCAGCGGUCGCGCCCGCGUCGGCACAAAGCAGUCGCCCCUGCUCCGUGGCGGUGGUAAGACGUUCGGUCCCAAGCCGCGCGACUUCAGCACCAAGCUCAACCGCAAGGUGUACGACUUGGCCUGGCGCACCGCCCUCUCCUACCGGUACCGCCGCGGCGAGCUGAUCGUAACUGAGGACGGGAUGGAGCUGCCCCUGCCCGAGGACUUCCUCCAGCUGGCCGAGGCCGGCGUCCUCGGCCGCGAGCUCGAGGACGGCUUUGUCCGCAAGUACGUCGACGAGCUCAUGGCGGCACUGCAGUGGGACAAGACGAACGGCCGGACCACCUUCAUCACGGGCGACAGGCGGCCGAACCUAUUCACGGGUAUGGAGAUUGCCGGGGAGAACGGCCGGGCGCUGGAGCUGGAGGAUGUUGACGUCAAGGACCUGCUGGAGACGGGCAGGAUUGUUAUUGAGCGGAGCGCGCUCAGGGCGAUGAUCAAGGAGCACUCGAGCGAUCUUGAGACUCGCGUCGUGGUCAAGGGGCUGAAUCGGCGGCCAAGGCUGGGCCAGGCGAUUGUCUGGUGAGGAGGGGCUAGAUGAACCAUUGUAUACUGUACAAUAUCCAUUCAGCGCUCGCUGGCGAGGUGGAAGGCCCUGUCUUCAUGUACUAUGCAGUCGUUGUACAAAUGUAGCGUCUCAGUUCACGAUGCCUUGAAUCACACGGGUGAUCUAACUGG